CCUGGCCUGCCUUCGUUUCGAAGCUGGGACAGGUCUGAGUUCUUAGUUCUUGCAUUAGGUAUUGAUCUCUAACAUACAGAAUGCGAUUUUAGAAGAGAUCUGGGGGUGUUUUGAUUUGCUCCUGCAGCGGGCUAUUGUGUUUGCAUGUAAUAAGUUUUCGGCUCAACAUCGUGCCAAGCAGUGCGCGCAUAUUUGAACACAACCAGGACGCUUAAGGGUUCGUUCUUUUUUUCAGCCUUGGUCGAAGACCUCAGAGGCUGCUCAUGGGAAAUCAGAUUUGUGGUGCGACCAAGUCGCAAGAUGAAGGAUGGGUGCACGAGACCGUCUUCCCCAUGUACGUGGUGAAGAUGGCGGAUCUUCUGCAGAUGAAAGGCACUCCGAAGGAUCAUGCUUCGCUUCUGAAGGAGAAGUUGCUACACCAGUGGGAGCCGGGCAUGUUCGUGCUCUUUGUCUCGCAUCAAUGGCUUUCAAGGCGACACCCAGACCCGUCCGGUCAGCAGUUGGAGGUCUUGCAAUCUGCCUUGCGUGGUCUCAUGGAUGGAUCGCUGCGUUUGAGCCUGGAUGGCUAUUGGGUGCUCUUUGCAGAUGAAACGCAGGCCACCAUGGAGAUUCGUGCCAUGCUCCCGGAGGCCUACAUUUGGUUGGAUUGGCUUGGCGUCCCGCAACUGACCUCCAAAACGGACGAUGCUCCACCGCCUGAGGCAGCAAAGGCCAUUCAGAGUAUUCCUGGAUAUGUCGAGCGAUGCCAUUUGUUUGUGAUCCUCGCUCCGGAGCUCUUUCAUCACGACACUGGAUUGAUUUGCAAUUGCACUUCAUGGCAGUCUCGCGGAUGGUGCAUUUCGGAAUUGCUCUGCCAACAAUUGUCCAGCAAACCGGACACCACGAUCAUCACGCUUCAUUCUGCAAAGCAUGUGGAACUCAGUUCUUACAAGAUCGACUGGGAUGCGGUGUGGCAAAGCCAAUUCACCGUCGAGGACGAUCGGCUGAUGGUUUCAUCACUGGUCCAAAAGUCCGUUGCGAUGAAGAUUCAGCACGAGAGCGAGGCAGGGUCGUUGGCCUAUUUGCGCUAUUUGCUCACCGGGCAAUUCCACUUGAGCAGGAGCCAGAGAGCAGGGUGGGAGAUCGAGGAGUUUCUGAGGCAGUUUCAGUUUUCAAGCCUCCAUGAUGCUGCCACAGAUCAAAGCCCAAUGCCUGGCUUGCUUUGCGCGGUUCUCUCAGGCGAUGUGCAGAUGAUUCGGGUCUUAGUCCAAAACACGGCAGAUGUCAACCUCAGGUGUCACGGCUUGGAAAAGAUUUGCCGUCAGCCCUCGGGCCACACGCCGCUGAUGAUGGCGGCCAGAUGCAAGCAAGAUCCGGUCGUGCUGUCGACGCUGUUGGAGCUCCAAGCCGAUCUCACCGCUGCGAGCCGCUUUGGUGCGCAGGUGAUCCACUGGGUCCAGACGCCCGGACAGGUGCAGGUGCUGGCCAACGCCGGCGUGGACAUGCAAAACUUGACCCGCUUCCGCAACCCUCCCUUGGCCUCGGUGGCCUGUUGGGCGAGCUUCGACACGGUGAAGGAGAUGAUUUUGCACAGGUGCGACGUGAAUCCAUCCAAUGCUGGGAUCCAUCCUCUGCACGUGGUGGCGGCCUUUUCCAAGCGCCAAGCGGCGGAGAAAGCCCAGCUGCUCUUGGAACAUCGCGCGGAGGUGGACGUGCAGCUGUCCACGGCGGGGACCAGUAUUUUUGCAUGCAUCUGCCACAGCUCCCAGAUCAUCUCCUACAUGUAUGACUUCGGAUCCUUGUCGGCUGCCACCAAACUCUUCGGAAGCCUAGAAGGCAUCACACCUUUGGGCAUGGCGGCAUUUUUCGGUGAUCAUUCUUUGACCAGGUGCCUGUUGGAAGCAGGAGCUGACAGAUCCAUUGCCAAUGCCCGUGGCGACCUUCCAUUGAUGUUAGCAAAUGCUCAGGGGCACAGAGCAAUCGUCAGUGAGCUUGAGGGUUUUCAACAGCGUGACAAGGAUCAGCCUUGAGCCACGUCAAAAGAAAAGACUGUGUCACUGUGGCCC
Messenger RNA from Durusdinium trenchii, 2045 nucleotides. The record is from the annotation of a GenBank genome assembly. Lineage: Eukaryota; Dinophyceae; Suessiales; Symbiodiniaceae.